Messenger RNA from Cucurbita maxima (winter squash), 845 nucleotides. Its product is annotated as histone H3.3. The record is from RefSeq and is a predicted model, not a curated record. NCBI's taxonomy places the organism in Eukaryota, Viridiplantae, Streptophyta, Magnoliopsida, Cucurbitales, Cucurbitaceae. Gene Ontology annotation, molecular function: DNA binding; structural constituent of chromatin; protein heterodimerization activity. The coding region runs from base 107 to 517 and encodes 136 amino acids. Gene Ontology annotation, cellular component: nucleosome. The transcript has 5 exons.
GACCCUAUAAAUAAGCCCUAACUGCUCUUGUUGUCAAACUUUUUAGCUUCUUUGACAUUGAGAGAUCUGCUCAAGAAAGAGAAGAAGCAGCGCCAAGCGACACGAGAUGGCUCGUACCAAGCAAACUGCCCGUAAGUCUACUGGAGGAAAGGCUCCCAGGAAGCAGCUGGCCACAAAGGCAGCACGUAAGUCCGCCCCAACCACAGGAGGGGUGAAGAAGCCUCACAGAUACCGACCUGGUACUGUUGCUCUUCGUGAAAUUCGCAAGUACCAGAAGAGUACUGAGCUUUUGAUUAGGAAGUUGCCGUUCCAGAGGUUGGUUCGUGAAAUUGCACAGGACUUCAAGACUGAUCUGCGUUUCCAGAGCCAUGCUGUUCUUGCUUUGCAAGAGGCCGCCGAGGCCUACCUUGUUGGGUUGUUCGAGGACACCAAUCUGUGCGCCAUUCAUGCCAAGCGUGUUACCAUAAUGCCCAAAGAUAUCCAGUUGGCUCGGAGAAUCCGAGGUGAACGUGCAUAGAAGAUGGUGGAUGGUAUUGGCUGCAAGGAGGUGAUCAAAGGCCUAAUUGAUGUGAUGAUAUGGAUAUGGAUGGAUGGAUGGUUCUUACUUUUGUUUUAAGCAACGUCGGUAGAUAGCAAUACUAGGAAACUUGUAGUGAAUAUGUGGUAAAAUGGCAUAAUGCUUUGCUUGUGCAUGUUGAUGUUUAGCUGUGGAUGAUUUUGUUUUUAGUUUUUUCAAAAGAUGGAGUUGGAUUCUGUAUUUCAUUGAAUUGUGUACUUCGGGCAUGCAGCCAAACUAAUAUCGUCGGUUUAACCUAUCACAUCUAAUCUGUAGUUCAGGUUUCUAA